Cladophialophora carrionii CBS 160.54 is the source of this 1713-nucleotide messenger RNA. RefSeq lists its product as uncharacterized. The record is from RefSeq and is a predicted model, not a curated record. NCBI's taxonomy places the organism in Eukaryota, Fungi, Ascomycota, Eurotiomycetes, Chaetothyriales, Herpotrichiellaceae. The transcript has 6 exons. The coding region runs from base 1 to 1713 and encodes 570 amino acids.
AUGAAGAUGCUAAUCCAACUUCCUUCUGUCCUUUCCCUCGUCGUGGGGGCUUUCGCUCUCCCCCAGCUGCACACCAGAGCCAACACCAGUGUCGUUGGUGACACCAAGAUUACCUGGAGUACAAAGUGCAAAACGCUUGCUGGCGAGAGUCCUCUACCCAUGAAAUGUGCUGAUUUCUCUGUUCCCCUCGACUAUACGAAACCGAACUCGACAAAAACACUGGAUCUCACACUUGUGCGAUUCGACGCCGUCCGGAAGCCCGUCAAGGGCAGUGUGUUGUUCAACCCUGGUGGUCCGGGAGGUAGUGGCGUUCAAUUCGUUAUCGGACGCGCCCAACAACUAAUGACUGUCCUCGGCGGCCAGUUCAAUCUGAUCGGCUUUGACCCAAGAGGCGUGAACAACACUCUGCCAUAUGUCUGCGACAGUGAUCUCUAUGACGGGGUCCCGCUCUUGUUGAGCAACGCUUCCGACGUCGCUAUAGGUCAGAAUUUCGCCAAUGCCGAAAUUCAAGCUGCUCAAUGUCUGGCCGCGACCAAAGAUAUUGGAGGUCUCAUUGGUACCGCCUUCGUUGCUCGGGAUAUGGCUCGCAUAGUCGACGCACUCGGAGAAGAUGGACUACUGCGGUACUGGGGGUUUUCGUAUGGCACCGUGCUGGGAGCCACCUUCGCAGCCAUGUUUCCCGAGAAGGUCGGCAAAAUCGUGAUUGACGGGAAUGUCAAUGUCCAUGAAUACUACUCUGGAUGGGACGUCAGCACCCUCGCCAGCGUCGACGGUACUGUAGCCGGCUUCUUCUCUGGCUGCGUUACGUCCGAGUUGUGUGCCCUAGCAGGCUUGAACCAAACCGCAGAACAACUGGCACAGACUGUCGAUGACUUACUGGAGAGCCUCAAGACGAACCCUCUUCCAGUCACAAUUAAAGGCCACGCCAACAACGAACUCCUCGCCCCAUAUGAAGGCACGUCCAUGCUGAUCGACUACAGCACGGUCAAGCAAGUGAUGUUCUCCCAACUCUAUUCUCCCGACGCGUGGCCUCUGCUUGCGGAGGGCCUUCAGUUCCUAUUGACCGGCAACUUGACCGGGUUCUUCGAAGUGUUCACGAUCUUGACCGGCGGAGGCGAAGGGGGCGAAUCAGACCAAGCUCUCCAGGGAAUCGAGUUCGGCGAACAGGCUCUCCGGACGGACAAUCUCACGACUCUCGAUCCCCUGAUCAGCGCCGUCACCGCCUCCAGCAAAUGGGGCGGCCUGGACUUUGGCCUCGUAAACGCGAUCCAGUCUGUCCGCUGGAAGCAGACCGCCAAGGAGAUAUACUCGGGCGACUGGCACGUUCAGACCAAGCAUCCCAUCUUGAUCAUCGGCAACAGUUACGACCCGGCAACACCGUUGAUCAGCGCACAGAAUACGAGCGCCUCCUUCGAAGGCAGUGUUGUCCUUCAGCAUAACGGCUACGGGCACACCUCACUCGCGCAACCGGGCCUCUGCUCAGCCAGGGCCGUGCAGUCCUAUUUCGUCGAUGGUGUACUGCCGGCACCUGGUACGGUCUGUGAACCUGACGUCGCGUUGUUUUCCGGCGAGACAUGGGAAGAAGACUUCGCGCCGCUCAGCCUCAACGGAACGGCUGCGUCCAUCACGAAGAGAGAAAACGAUGUGACGUUGCUUACUGCUUUGAAACAAGUUGGCAAGUCCGUCCACCGGAUCAAUAGACGGGUGAGAUAA